CGAGCAAUCAUGAGCGAGGGAAAUCGGCCUGUGGAGACGAAACGAGAAAGAUGAAUGGAUUAUGUUAUCGUCAUUAAAGAAAAAGGGAAAGAUAUUUGCAAAAGAAAGGUUAAAAAUGGUUUGAUUCAAUUGGGCAUUUUGCAGAUAGCAGCGCCAGCAGUGAUUCGUAAGUUUUUAGAAAACCUCACCUUGAAAUGCAUGCGCCAACCUGCCAUGCUGUUCAAAUGUAAUUAGUUCGAUUGUUUGUGAGGGAAUAGCUCUGCUGUAGAACAGUUUGUGUUGUUAUGAACCUGUGUGCGCCUCGUACAAGAGCAAUAGUGAUGGCCAGUAGGAUCGGAAUAGAUUCAUUAAUCAAUUUUCUCUGGGCUGCUACUUGUUACGUCACCGCAUAACCAAGAAGGAGCCGUCGAGCGCUGCGUGGGUCAGUGUAUCGUCUCUCUGCAAUCGCACUCGCUCUUAGGAUCGCUGCCUUUAUGGAAUAGGCUCGGACGGAACAAAGUUAAGCUUGCCAAUUUUUUAAAAUGUCGACGCGUGAACUGAUCAGUGCUCAAUGCGGCACUCAGAAUCCACUCGGGGAGCUUUCGCAACAAUUGCGCCGUCGCGAACGUCUUCAGCAGUACACUCAGCAUGUUUCACCUAUAGGUGCAGGGGCUGGAGCCGCUAUCCCAGCUCCAUCAUCCUUUCACAUGGGCGACCUCUUACAACAGGUCAAUCAAACGGGAGCGACACAACUACAAGCUGCGACGUCGAGGGGUCAGCAAUGGGUUCGUGAAUUCGGCACAGUGGACCCUUCUUCGCAAGCUAGAUCUUGGGCGACCGAAUUUAUGAUAUCAGAACCGCGUACAGCCUCUUCCUCUGCAGCCGCUGCUAGUCUCCGUGUGGCCAGCGUUCUUCGAGAUCCACACAUGACACCCCAACUGUACGGUCCAGAGAGGCCGAUCCUAAUGCCGAUAAAGCAACUGAUGCCAGCUGCAUUACGCCCUGAAGAAACGGGCGCUGGUGGAAAGUGGGCUGAAGACAUUUUAGCGGAAAGUGAACAGAAAAAUGCUGACGAAUUAUUAAAGCUGCAAAAAGUUGCAAGAGACUUCGUCCGGACAGAAAAUGAUCCGAGUGUAGAAAAGACAGAAUUCUAUAAAUUCGUCCAACAGGUCGGGGGUGAAUCUAGUGCCGCAACUGCGGAACGAUGGGCAAAAGAACUGGACCAGGAAGAGAGGUCAAUGGAAAAAACUGCUGCUCGCGAUGACUUCAAAAUGUGGAAAGAUUUAGCUGAGAUUUGGGGCAACGCUUCAUUUAACACAAUGGGCUCCAAUGGGGCGCAAGGAAACGAAUCACUGCCUGAGUCGUAUAGGAAUUACCGUUUUAACGAACAAAAUUUUCUGGAAGAUGCAGUGCAGAAUCCGUUCGAAGAAGGUUUACAAAAACUUCGUGAAGGCGAUCUACCUUCGGCCGUACUUCUUUUCGAAGCUGCGGUCCGCAAGGACAGUGCACAUGCUGAAGCUUGGCAGCUGCUGGGGACAACUCAGGCGCAAAAUGAACAAGAUAUUCAGGCAAUCGCAGCACUACGUCAGUGUCUUCAUUUACAACCGCAAAAUGCUGCGGCCAUGUUGGCGUUAGCGGUCAGUUAUACGAAUGAAGGUCUACAAAGGCAAGCAUGUGAAGUACUCACUGAGUGGCUGCGCGCAAGCCCAAAAUAUGGACACCUUGUACAGCCGGUAUCUCAGCCGACAGGGCCUCAGACGUCAGAGCCGCAUAUAAUGUCAGUGCUCGAAGAUCGAGAACACAAGCGGGUCUUGGAUAUGUACAUUAGCGCUGCACAAAUUAACCCAGACUCUCCAGACCCCGAUAUACAGUCCUGUCUUGGUGUUCUAUUAAGUCUUACUGGAGACUUUGAUAAGGCUGUUGAUUGUUUUCGAGCUGCUGUUGCAGUAAAGCCUGAGGACUCCUUACUGUGGAAUCGGCUGGGAGCUACAUUAGCAAAUGGGGGUCGCUCUGAAGAAGCUGUUGAAGCAUAUCGGCAGUCACUGCAGCUGCACCCGGGAUUUAUCCGGGCGCGAUUUAAUCUCGGCAUUUCAUGUAUCAACCUCGGUGCACACCAGGAAGCUGCAGAGCAUUUUCUCACAGCGCUGAAUCUGCAAGAUAACGCCAAAGCCGAAGCAGCAAACGGAAUCGUACGAAGCAGAGCUAUGUCGGAUAAUAUCUGGAACACUCUUCGAAUGACGCUCACUCUUAUGAACCGAACAGACCUGUACCCUGACGUUGAUGCUAGAGACCUCAGCAAACUUAACCGGAUUUUCAUCAAACAAGACACACCCAUCCUUUCCUGACCAAAUGGAUCCUAUGAAAUGGUGUAGAUAAACCAUACGGAUUAUUUUUAUAUUAACCGAAGGCUAGCGGUACUUAAAAACAGAGUUAUUUCUACAGCCUAUGUCUCAUUGAUUACUUUUGCCAGUUUAUGGUGGAACCUGUUUGAGAGUACCCAAAAACAAGUAUUUCUUUUAUAUUUGGCCACUAUUCAUAGACUUAAUAAAGCUAUCAGCUCUACGCUUGCAAUCUAACUGACAAACGUGUACGUUUAGGACUAACACGAACAGAGAUUCUAAAGAAGAGUAAGGAAACAAAAAGCCAGUUGCAUAGAUGGUUUUCUCAACUCGUUUUGCGUUGUAUAAAACAGGGAUAUGUUUCAUUUUACUAUUCAGCUUCAGGUAUGACAGAACGAGCAGCGAAAGUUAGGCUUAGGGUAACGUAAAUGCGGGUGAUUUAAGUUCCUCAGCUAAUCUUAUCGGCACUUAAAUCAAACACAUGUGUCAAAGUGUAAUAAUAGUUUCUGUGUAAUUGAGAAAUUGGAAUAAAUAUUCGAAAACAACGGAACAAUCUACUAGCCAGGGUGCGCACAGUUUUGUAAGUACAUGCUACACACAAAAAUCGUUUAGUCGGACUACAAAGUCUAGUACUGAACUGUAGCUACGCGUUUCACAUCUGGUGCUAAUGCCGCCGCUUCAAAGAGCUAAUUCCUUUUAGCACAAAAUACGCCGGUUUCGAACUACGACCAUCUCACAUUUUCCCAAACCUAAUAACAAUAUACGGGUGCCAAAAGCUUCGUGUGCAAAAAAACCUCAAUCUUGUGGUAGCCGUUAGUUGCUGUCCGAAAAAACUGAGUCGUAACUCGUUUAGGCAUUUGCCUUGGCAUACAGGAAAACGGGGAAUGAAAUGUGUCGAAGCAAAAGGAACGCUUAAACAAAAAUCUAUUCAGAAUAACUCAGUUUUCUAUUAGUGGUUAACCCUUACAGAGAAUCUUACACUUUUAAGUAAGCUACCUGUACACUUAAAUACGUGCUCUAGCCUAGCUCAUUGUGGACAUAUAAAGCUACAAUAGUUACAAUUAAAUAUCACGUGUUGCGAGAAGCUGUAACAGAGAAGUUUCCAUGACAAUAUGAUUAUUUUUCUACUGUAGCUGCAAUAUUCUAUCUGUGUUACCAUUAAAAUAUAUGUACUAUAUUCUACAACAUCUACAUAUGAGUUUUUACUUGUUACUCUUCUGUUAAUAGCUAAUUAUAAACAAUUCUGUAUAUGAACAUCUAACAAUCUGUAACACGACAUGUAUAUAUAUAAAGGGCGAAACACGUGAACGAUGAUGUAAUAAGCCUGCCUAAUAUGGGCUUCUAGCGAGAUACCUUUCCACUCAUUUUCGAUGACCCCACACAGCUUUUCUCUCUUAUCCCAAAAAUGGCCCACAGACACACAGUACCGGGCUCGUGUAGGCCUCGGUGCAAACUGCUCAAAGCAAGAAUUUUUUUCAACGCACUCAACACGAAUAUUCGGAUAAACUUUUGCGAA
This is a messenger RNA of Varroa destructor (honeybee mite), 3834 nucleotides long. RefSeq names its product peroxisomal biogenesis factor 5 (gene Pex5). The record is from RefSeq and is a predicted model, not a curated record. Gene Ontology annotation, cellular component: cytosol; peroxisomal membrane. Gene Ontology annotation, biological process: protein import into peroxisome matrix, docking. Lineage: Eukaryota; Metazoa; Arthropoda; Arachnida; Mesostigmata; Varroidae. Gene Ontology annotation, molecular function: protein binding.